Cantharellus anzutake is the source of this 609-nucleotide messenger RNA. RefSeq lists its product as uncharacterized. Bases 1 to 609 code for a protein of 202 amino acids. The transcript is spliced from 2 exons. The record is from RefSeq and is a predicted model, not a curated record. NCBI's taxonomy places the organism in Eukaryota, Fungi, Basidiomycota, Agaricomycetes, Cantharellales, Hydnaceae.
AUGGUGCUGGUAGACAACAAGACAGCACCUAGAAGAACGGCAUUGCCAUCCCCUAGGUCAACUUCGGUGGCACCACCCAUUCAGAAGGCUGCACCACCCACUGAUAGUUCCAUUGAACCAAGCAAGAUGCCCAUAGUCUUAGUACCGCGCACCCCUGAGCUUCCUCAAUGGAGGCAGAGGCCUGGCAAGUGGACUGCUGCACCCCACUUUGCUGUCAGAACAAAGAGAUGUUCAUCUGUCAGAAGAUCAGACGAAGACACUCAGGACCUUAUCAACCAAACCCUCAAACGUCUCAAUGAGCUCACAGAUUCAAGUUUCCUCCUCAAAAGCGCUCAUGAAGGAUGGGCAGAUAUCUUGUUUAAUAAGCUCAGCAAUCUAGAGACCCUCACUCAGCAUAUUAAUGAGCACACAGUGACUCUCAUGGAUGGGUUCAAGCAGACAUUGGCUAAUGUGCUUAAAACCUACAGCUUGUUUGAGCUUGAAUUCAAGAAGACAGUCGAUGCAGCCCAGGUGAUCCAGGCUAUGUUUCUUGCCCUCCAUGAGGACACCCUUUCUAGUCACAUUGAAGUUCUCGUUGGGAACAAGGGGGGUCAGUUAUGGAAAUCCUAA